UGUCACUUUUAGAGGUUAUGUGACUUUGUUUAUAUCGAGUGUGUCUGUUAAUCACCCGAGUUUUCUCAAUUUAAUUUUAUUCAUUCGAAUCGACACGAAAAAUCAUAAAUAAAAUGGCAGGCCGUGGCAGACCGGCAACAUCUUUAACACAAGAACAGUUGAUGGCUCUUGGCGUUAACAGCAAAGAAAUGCAAUCCGUCACAAAUGCUCCACCACCGAUAUUUCCACCUUUAUUUUCAAAACCCGCUCCAUUAGAAACCCGCAAUGCCCGAGACUACAAGAUAUUGUGGAAGGAAGAUUUUGUUUCCUACUUGAAGGAUUCUCCAUACUACACAAAUCCGACCGUGGAUCAUGACAAGAAGAUUCAACGUUACUCGGACAAAUACAUCCAAGUCUUCUCAAAAACGAAAGACAGAAAAAACAGUGACUUUGCAUGGGAUCGAAUGCCAGUGGAACUGCGACCGAACUGGAAGCGAAAGAAGGAGACUGUUGGCGCGCGAAAGAAAAUCAAAGUGGUUAACAUCGAGGAGACGCUUAAGGUACUCGAAGAGAAGGAAAAGGUCAAGGUGCCGGAUGUCGUCGAAAAGGAAAGCGAUGCCGAUGAUAAUGAUGAGGAAGAGAUAGACGAGCAUGACGAGGAAAUGGAUGAAGACAACGAUUAUGGGAACAGCUAUUUCGAUAAUGGUGAUGCGUACAACGACGAAGACGACAAUUUGGACGAUGGCCCGGUGUACUAAUAGGUAAACACUUGUAAUGUUAUAGCCAUUAACUACAAAAUAUAUUAACCAAUUGUGUCUGUACAUAAUAUCUCUAAAAAUAAAAUUGAGAAGCAGAUCGACCUAGUGCGAUCUGGCUAUUUCCGAAAAGAA
Bradysia coprophila is the source of this 869-nucleotide messenger RNA. RefSeq names its product RNA polymerase III subunit G (gene Polr3G). NCBI's taxonomy places the organism in Eukaryota, Metazoa, Arthropoda, Insecta, Diptera, Sciaridae. The record is from RefSeq and is a predicted model, not a curated record. Gene Ontology annotation, biological process: transcription by RNA polymerase III. Gene Ontology annotation, cellular component: RNA polymerase III complex.